Lodderomyces parapsilosis is the source of this 1008-nucleotide messenger RNA. Its product is annotated as trifunctional uridine nucleosidase/nicotinamide riboside hydrolase/nicotinic acid riboside hydrolase. The record is from RefSeq and is a predicted model, not a curated record. Gene Ontology annotation, biological process: purine nucleoside catabolic process. The transcript has a single exon. Gene Ontology annotation, cellular component: cytosol. Gene Ontology annotation, molecular function: purine nucleosidase activity. Lineage: Eukaryota; Fungi; Ascomycota; Pichiomycetes; Serinales; Debaryomycetaceae. Bases 1 to 1008 code for a protein of 335 amino acids.
AUGACUAAACAACAGAUUCCAAUCUGGCUAGAUUGUGACCCUGGAAACGAUGAUGCAUUUGCAAUCUUACUUUCGGUGUUCAACCCGCGCUUCAAGUUGUUAGGAAUAUCUACCGUUCAUGGUAAUGCACCAUUGGACAUGACGACACAUAAUACGUUAGCCAUGUUGGAUCUAUUGAAUAUAUACAGUAUCAAAGUUUACGAGGGUGAAGACAAACCGUUGGUAAAUGCUCCUCGCCAUGCAUUAGACGUCCAUGGCUCAAAAGGAAUUGGAGGGGUGGACUUACCGGAAACGUCAAUCAACAAAUGCGUCACUUCGAUUUCAUAUGUUGAUGCAAUUAAGGAAGCCAUUGAUGCACACGCCCAUGAAAUCUGUCUUGUUGUUACCGGCACAAUGACAAAUAUUGCUCUUUUGAUUAAAAAGUAUCCUGAGGUUGUUGAUAAGAUCAAGUAUAUAUCUGUGAUGGGAGGUAGCUUUGGUAUGGGUAAUGCCACUUCAUAUGCCGAAUUCAACUUUCACACAGACCCCCACGCUAUCAAAGCCGUUAUGGAUAAAUUGCAGGAUAAAAUGAUCUUAACACCAUUAAAUCUCACUCACAAAAUCAUAGCUAAUGGUGCUAUUCGGAAACAGAUUUAUGAUGAAGAAGAUGAAACAAGAAAUAGUCCGCUAAGAAAAGCCUUUUAUGAGAUAUUGAUGUUUUAUAGCAAGGCAUAUGCUAAACUAGAGGAUAUGAAGAGUGGACCUCCAUUACAUGACCCAGUAGCAGUCUAUAGCUUGCUUCCAAUCAUUGACAAAGAUUGCGCUAAAUACGGUUACCAAUAUUUAAGAAGAAAGUUGGAUAUAGUAAUUGGUGGACCUCACGAGGGAGAGAGCAUAAUCGUGAAUAAACUGUUACCGCUCGAUAAGUCAGAGAAUGAAAGUGUCUAUAUUGGGGAGAACUUGAAUGCACAACAGUUUUGGAGCUGCAUGUUAGAUGCAUUGCAUACAGCUGAGUUAAAUUUGAAAUAG